CAAGAUUUGGCUGUUGAACUUCAAGGCAAGAAAUAUUCCUACGGUUUGAAUAUUGUUCGCUAACCCGAAGCUAUUAUUGGCUUCUUCUGAAUCUGUUCCUAUGGAUGUUCUACUGGACUUUGAUUUUUGUGUCUGGGUACGUACCUAGGUAGGUAAGGUAGGUAUUUACUAGGUACAUAGACCGACAAACUAGCAAUUACCUAGGCAUUUGUCGCAACUUUUCUUGUUUUACUUUAGUCACUCCACAUAAGGAAGGGCCUUGGUGACCUCACUGUCCGAAGGUUCCAUCGGUCGGUUCUGGCGCGUCACUACCACAGCCAACCCCUACUUUGACAAUUGAGACUUCAUUACUUAACAUACACGGCCGAUUUACCAAAACAAUAAUGCGCCUCGGUCUCUCUCCUAAAACUUGUCCUUAAGGAGGAGGGCGUUCUUUGGGGUCCUUCACAGUUUCUGUUUAUAUUCAUUGUUACUGAUCAACUUCUCUUCUCUCCUUUUAUCGUGUACAUACUUGGUACCGUCGCCACACGCACCUACCACCUACCACCACCAAGUCGCUUUACCCAGCUUUGCCGACCGAGCUUCCCCUAUCGAUGCCGCCCUUUGUAUCUUAACUGUCAACUCACCACAUUGUGACCAGCCACUAUGGCACCUUCACGGCCGACAACGACGGGCUACGAGAGACUUGCACAAGCUGACCAGCUCAGCGAUUCGGAAGAUGACGAACCCCUUGGACGUAGCUUUGCGUCGCUGCAACACCCGGCCGCACCGCGAUAUGCACCCACCGACCAGCCAAGGCCUCACAGCGGCAUGACGUCGCCCAAGGCCGGCCGAAGCAACGGCAAUGGCGUCAAGUUCCAGAGCGAUAGUGGGUAUGGAGGCAGCAGGAGACCUUUUGGGGGCCACCGCCGGUCGAACUCUGGUGUAGACAUCAAGGCUAUCAAUGCUCGUCUCGAGCGUUGGGCGGACGAGAUCGCUUCAAAGUUCAAGCGCCAUCGGGACACGAAGCCCGGGGAAGACCAACGGCUUGAGAUCCAUCACUCGGUCUUCCAGGCCCCCGAAGGUGUGCGUCCACUCACAGCCGAGACCCUUGCGGAUCCCAAUGCGCACGGCGGUGCUCCUGCAAUGAGCUCGGACGAGUUCGAUGCCAUCGUCGAGAGUGUGCGCGUUGCGAUCGAGCAAGGCGUUCAUCCGCUUAUGAUUUCGCAGGGUAGCUCAGGAAGCUACUUUGCGCGGAAUCCCGACGGCAAGGUUGUGGGUGUCUUCAAGCCCAAGGAUGAGGAGCCGUACGCGGCUGGCAAUCCAAAGUGGAACAAAUGGAUACACCGAAACCUCUUUCCCUGUUGUUUCGGCCGAGCCUGUCUAAUCCCCAACCUGUCGUACGUCAGCGAAGCGGCCGCCUACACGCUCGACUGUCAGCUGCGGACGCAUAUGGUACCCUACACGGACGUCGUGCACCUUGCAUCCAAGUCAUUCCAUUAUCCGUUUUGGGAGCGCUACGCGCAUUCGCGCAACAAGAAACUCCUUCCGUCAAAACCUGGAAGCUUUCAGGUGUUCCUCAAGGGUUUCAAGGAUGCUAACAUCUUCCUCCGGGAACAUCCCUGGCCUGACCAGUACCUGUCCGGUUUCAGAACAAGUGACUCGCAUCGCAACAAGAGGAAGCGAUGGGCUGACAACUGCAGGCCGUCCCGAGGCGCGUCUGCUAACGGAGAGGAUGAGAGCGAUGAUGAAGGGGGCGUCGGUGGGAGCAGUGGGGGUAGCCGGGCAAGUCCCCGGCCGCCAGGACCCGAUAAUUUUGUCUGGACGGAGACCCUGAAGCAAUCAUUCAGGGAGGAGCUCGAGAAGCUGGUCAUCCUGGACUAUAUAAUGCGCAAUACCGACAGAGGCCUCGAUAAUUGGAUGAUCAAAGUCGACUGGGAAACCGAGACGGUUUCGGUCACUUCAGAACCGGUUCAACUUAAGAUUGACGAAAGCAACUCACGUGAGCCGGAGGACGCAGCACGACCGGUGGACUUGUCUCGCAGAGGUUCCCCAGAGACAAGGGCAUCGUAUCCUUACAGAAAACAACAGCCAAUGAACGCAACCACUCGGCCAACUUCGACAGCGCCGGAUCCUAAGAUCUCUAUUGGAGCUAUUGAUAACUCCUUAUCGUGGCCGUGGAAACAUCCCGAUGCAUGGCGAAGUUUUCCGUUUGGCUGGCUAUUCCUGCCCGUUGACCUGAUAGGUCGUCCUUUCUCACAGCGCACACGAGACCAUUUUCUGCCCCUGUUGACUUCGACACAUUGGUGGUCCCAAACGCAACUGGCGCUUCGUCAAGUGUUCCAAUUGGACCCUGAUUUUCAGGAGCGUAUGUUUGCACGUCAAAUAGCGGUGAUGAAGGGCCAAGCAUGGAAUGUGGUCGAGACGCUCAAGACAGCAGACCAUGGCCCGCUCGAACUUACUCGGCGCGCCAAGGUCUGUGUAUGGGAUGACUUGGUCGACGUCCCUGUUGCCGUGCCUAUGAGGGCGACCAGUUCCGAGAUGCAUCGUACCUCGAAUGCCGACGGCCCACUUGGCGGUGACGUGCUGUUGGAGGAGGAGAUGGAUAUAGGUGCUGCCAAUUCAUCCUCCAAAGCUGUUGCGUCAUCCAGUGCUGCGGUUGAUGUACUUGAUAUCGCAAGUCCACCGGCAGAUCUGCCUCACCCGGGUCGUUUCGAGCUUUCGGUUACGAAUCAAGGUGAAACUGGCGAUGGCGGCGGCGACGACAUCGCAUCAGGUGCAGCGGUGACGUCGUCACCAGAGGAACUGGCUAGUCCUGCCUCGCCUACGCUGGAUAACGCACGAACCUCGAAGCAACGGCCCCCGCUGCUGAGCGCGCGAAGCUCUCAAGGUCCGGGCAGAAGUCUGAACAUGUACACGCCUCACCACGAAAGGCGCUUUUCCUUUGCCACUGCGGCGAGCAGACGCAACAGCAAUAGUAUUGCGCAGCAACUGUACGCGCCUUCAGCGAGCGGUGCUGCUGGGGGCGCGAGGGCGUCGGCAGAUUCGUUUGGUUCAUAUACGUACGACGAUGACAUGGACGGCGACCUUGGGUACGCGGCAGCUGAGGGUAUGGAAGGCAGCCGGCGCAAGGUCAUUGUGGAGAGACUGGAGCCGGUGAAAACUCGGAAUCCUGUUUUCACGUGGUGCUAAUAGAGGACUUGAAGAUGGGAGGGAGGCCUUGUCGCUUUGUUCCCAAAUACUUUCGAGGGAGGCCAUCUGAGAAAAUUGUACCGAUAUCUAUGACGAUGAGCCAGACAGAGUACAGGCAUUAAUAGCAAAGCGGACUGGAGGGGCCUUGAUUCUGCAACAUUCUUUUCGGUUGUCCAGGCGGCCUGCGUUGGUGCCGCGUCUUGACCAAUGAUCUAACACAUGCCUACCUUGCCUAUUCAGCUGGUUCAUUACCUACAUGCACUGCCUACUGAGCAAGAUGAUAAUAUAUCUUGCCGAAAGAGGAAACCACCGAACUGAACAAAUUCCCAGACAAUUGAGUUCAAAGUUUAUUAUAUGUUCCGGGGCAAGGGUACGCAAUCACGAACUUCCAUGUUUCCUCGCAUUGGUCAAACUUACAGCUUCUUUACCCUGUACCCAUAACCAGCCUGAAUUUCUCCUCACACGCGCUUCUCUCCGUUGCAAGCUCGCCGCAAUGAAGUACCACGUACAGGAAGCUAGGUAUCUAUCCGCUUUCCCAAACCUGGACAAGUGGCGGGUCGGAUUAGGGGUGUGGUGAUGUGUCCCCCGGCCCCGGGAGCUCUUCCCUUCCAAAGCGACCGUUCCUCCCCGGUCCACUUUUCUGUUGCCAGUGACUGUGAGCCAGUUGAUAAUGGAUGGUAGUAUGCGGAGUGGGUUAAGUUCAGUGGGGUGGUCAGCUCUGUUGUAUACGCUGGCAACUCACUGGCUCUUUUUGGUCAGGAAAAGGGAUCCGAGUCCAUGGGCAUGGAUUUCGGUUGAGAAAAGAUUCCCGAGUGGGUGGUCGUUCCCGCUCUUCCCCCAGUCAAACCUCGUACCGCCCCUUUGGCGCCUUUUCUGUAACGACAAAUCA
Molecule: messenger RNA, 4060 nt
Organism: Pyricularia oryzae 70-15
Lineage: Eukaryota; Fungi; Ascomycota; Sordariomycetes; Magnaporthales; Pyriculariaceae
Product: phosphatidylinositol 4-kinase type II subunit alpha
Exons: 3
Coding region: 646-3171 (841 amino acids)
Biological process (GO): Golgi organization; phosphatidylinositol phosphate biosynthetic process; endosome organization
Cellular component (GO): endosome; trans-Golgi network; lysosomal membrane
Molecular function (GO): 1-phosphatidylinositol 4-kinase activity
Source: RefSeq, a predicted model, not a curated record